Messenger RNA from Talaromyces stipitatus ATCC 10500, 1276 nucleotides. RefSeq names its product ADP/ATP carrier protein. Gene Ontology annotation, cellular component: mitochondrial inner membrane. Gene Ontology annotation, molecular function: ATP:ADP antiporter activity. Gene Ontology annotation, biological process: mitochondrial ATP transmembrane transport; mitochondrial ADP transmembrane transport. Bases 119 to 1066 code for a protein of 315 amino acids. The record is from RefSeq and is a predicted model, not a curated record. The transcript is spliced from 5 exons. Lineage: Eukaryota; Fungi; Ascomycota; Eurotiomycetes; Eurotiales; Trichocomaceae.
AUCCUCAAGCAGUGUCUUGCUUUGCCAUCUAGACACCUGUGUCUUUUUUUUGUUUCUUGUUUUCUUUUCUAUCCAUCUCCUCUCAUUCUUCGUCUGUAACAGACGAUAAUUUUCCAAGAUGGCUUCCCAAGGCGACAAGACCGUCUUCGGCAUGCCCGGAUUCGUCGUCGACUUUUUGAUGGGUGGUGUUUCCGCUGCCGUCUCCAAGACUGCCGCCGCCCCCAUCGAGCGUGUCAAGCUCCUCAUCCAGAACCAGGAUGAGAUGCUUCGCGCUGGUCGUCUCGACCGCAAGUAUGGUGGUAUCAUGGACUGCUUCCGUCGUACCGCUGCUGCUGAGGGUGUCAUGUCCUUGUGGCGUGGUAACACUGCCAACGUUAUCCGUUACUUCCCUACCCAGGCUUUGAACUUCGCUUUCCGUGAUACCUACAAGUCGAUGUUCGCCUUCAAGAAGGACCGUGAUGGAUACUGGUGGUGGAUGGCCGGUAACUUGGCCUCUGGUGGUGCUGCUGGUGCCACUUCCCUCCUCUUCGUCUACUCUCUCGACUACGCCCGUACCCGUCUUGCCAACGACGCCAAGUCUGCCAAGGGCGGUGGUGACCGUCAGUUCAACGGUCUCGUUGAUGUCUACAAGAAGACCCUUGCUGCUGAUGGUAUUGCUGGUCUCUACCGUGGUUUCUCUGUCUCCGUCGCUGGUAUCAUCGUCUACCGUGGUCUCUACUUCGGUAUGUACGACUCGCUCAAGCCUGUCAUCCUCGUCGGACCUCUUGAGGGUAACUUCCUUGCUUCCUUCUUGCUCGGUUGGUCUGUCACCACUGGUGCUGGUAUUGCUUCUUAUCCUCUUGACACCAUCCGUCGUCGUAUGAUGAUGACCUCUGGUGAAGCCGUCAAGUACAAGUCUUCCUUCGAUGCUGCUCGCCAGAUUGCCGCCAAGGAGGGUGUCAAGUCCUUCUUCAAGGGUGCCGGUGCUAACAUCCUCCGUGGUGUUGCUGGUGCUGGUGUGUUGUCCAUCUACGACCAGGUUCAGCUCGUCCUCUUCGGCAAGAAGUUCAAGGGUGGCUCUGGUUAAACAGCUUUCUUAAUUUGGGAAAAAUUCAUGAAGACGGGGAUGAGGGGAUAGAUAGUGUUGUCGGGGAGUGGGUUAUUCAGGAUAGAAAUAUGCAUCUGGGUGAACUGGAAGCAUAGAGCACUGGAAUUUUCUAUUUGUUGUACUUUACUACUGCUUGCCAGCCUUUUUACUUUUAUCCUCUGUACUUUCAUAUCAAGAUGCAAUUGUUUU